Messenger RNA from Notodromas monacha, 1893 nucleotides. The record is from the annotation of a GenBank genome assembly. NCBI's taxonomy places the organism in Eukaryota, Metazoa, Arthropoda, Ostracoda, Podocopida, Cyprididae.
AUGUUGAAAAGCUUCAAGGACCUUGUUGAUGUUCUUGUGAAGGACCAUGGAGAAGAUUUGGAAGGUUUCAUUGCCUCUUUCCAAGCAUGUCCAAGUCAUGGGGCCAAAGCUGAGUUGGUUGCUAAACAUCCUGUAUUUAAGUCCUCUCAGGUCAUCUCUUGGAACAUUCCCAAGUCUUUGGAGGAAGCUGAGAAGAAGCUGGCUGCAUUGGACUUUUCUGCUGGCAACCUUGAUGAGUGGAUCAUGGACUUGAAUGAAGUUCUGGCACUGGUACCUCAUAGUGAAAACAAUUUAUUCUGCAAGACUUUAUUGACCAGGGCUGAAUUAUUCAACAAUUGUGGCAUGUUGAAGGAAGCCAGAGAAGAUGUCAAACUUGUUUCCUUGAGGCUCCAUCUGGUGACAGAGUCUGAGCCUGAUUUGAGGAGCAGGAUUGAAAAGUUGAAAGUGUGCCUUGAAGGGAAAAGUGUUGAUCCAGAGGAUGGCAACCCUGUUAAUAAAGAGGUGUUUGGAGGUCUCCAUCAACACUUGAAAGGAUGCAGUGCUGCUUUGGAGCUGAGAUAUGACCAGGAAAAGGGAAGAUGUAUGAUUGCUACAAAAGACAUACCUGCUGGUGUGGUCUUGGUUGUGGAGAAACCAUAUGCCUCAGUCCUUAUGCUCCAGAAGAUCACAGACCACUGCUACACCUGCAAAAGACACUUGAUGAUGUAUCAACUGUUUUGCUCUAAGUGUGCCAAGGUAAGGUUCUGCUCCAUGGCCUGCCAAAAAGCAGCUAAAACACACUCAAUUGAGUGCCAAUACAUGGGGAACUUGCUUAAUGAGGAUGACAUCACACCUGCUGGGCACUUGGCUCAUGAGAUCAUCCUGCAGACUGGCUGGUCUGUAUUAAAAUCCCUGAGGGACUCCAUUGGGACUUCAGGUCAUCAACAAGCACCAGUAAAGGAUCUUGGAAUAAGGUACCAUGAUGUAUACAACUUGGCCAACAAUGAGAGCAGUUGGGACCCCAGGCUGUCCUUCCAGGCUUGUCUGGUUGCUGUCUAUUUGGCAACUUUACUGAGGCAAUCUGGGUUCUUUCAAAAAGGUGAGGAUGAAGUGCCAAUGGAUGACUUCAUCUUUUUGGUGUCUCUGUUGUACAACCACAUGCUCAACUUGAAGUGCAACAGAGUUGGCCUUGUUGAGACACAGUACAAGACAGGAGCUGUGGAUGGUCCAAUGGAAGCCUUUGGUAGAGCAGUGUGUGGCACACUGUCAAUGUUCAACCACUCCUGUGCUUAUGGCUGCUGCAUUGACUACAUUGGGGACCACUUGGUGGUGCACACUCUGGUACCCUUCCAAGCUGGCCAAGAAGUCACCAUCAAUUAUGGUUUCAACUAUGCUCAGGAUAACCUUGUUUACAGACAACAACGUUUGAGUUCAUUGUAUGCAUUUGAGUGUCAGUGUAUUGCCUGCAAAGAGGAUUGGCCAACUGUUGCUAAUGUUGCACAGACCAUUUUCAAGUGUCCCAAGUGUUCCAAGACACUGUCCUCCUCCAAAUGUUCUCAGUGUGGGUCUGUGGCCAUGCAGACCUUCCAGCAACUGCAGGACUAUCAAAAAAUAAUCCAGAAAGCCAGGGUUUUCCUGAGGACUGGACUUGAAAAGGGGCCUAAAGCUGCAGUCUUGGCAGCUGAGUACAUUAAUCUGAUGUACCCAAUGAUGCAUCCAAGGUCUGUGGACCUGGUGAUGGCCAUUAGCAACUUGAGAACAUUAACGGGUCUGGCGGCAAAUCUCGCCUUAGACGUAACAGCAUCGUCGACCUUGCAGCGUUGGCAACCUGUCGUCCAUCCGCCGCCGAAUCAUGUCACUCCCGAAGUCGCGAUUGCGGGAGAGACUUCGCAAUCGCAACUCCAGUCGCGAUGA